Messenger RNA from Coccinella septempunctata (seven-spotted ladybird), 3568 nucleotides. RefSeq names its product cell division cycle and apoptosis regulator protein 1-like. Gene Ontology annotation, cellular component: nucleus. The transcript has 10 exons. Gene Ontology annotation, biological process: regulation of DNA-templated transcription. The record is from RefSeq and is a predicted model, not a curated record. The coding region runs from base 132 to 3506 and encodes 1124 amino acids. Lineage: Eukaryota; Metazoa; Arthropoda; Insecta; Coleoptera; Coccinellidae.
UGACAAUCAUCAGAAAAUUCUGUGGUUUCUAUUAAUCAAUCGGAAUCAAUUUGAUAAUUUCGUGAUUUUUAAUUAUUUUAAUGCGAGUUGGCCGUUUUCGCUAUUAGUUGUAAAUACGCAAAGCUUUUACGAUGAGCAAUAAUCUAGGACAAUUUGGCGGGAACAAAAACCCAGCAUGGGGCCGAAACAACAACCCUCAAAACAUGGUGCCUCAAAAUAACCAAGGCCUGAAUGUGCCUCAAAUGAUGAACCAGAUGGGAAACAUGAAUAAUACUGCUGUAUUGCAAUUCCAACAGCAGCAUCCUCAAGUUUUCCAAAAUGCUCUGGGUAUCCAACAACAAAACUUAGGACUAGGUUUGCAACAAAUGACUAAUAAUGCUCUUGGGGCUUCACAAUUGGCAUCCAAUCAAAUUUUUCAGCAAGUUAGUUCUGUUUCGUACCCAAACCCAAGGGCAUUGAAUACUGCUGCAUUUCAAUCGCCGCAAAAUAUGCCACCCAUGUCUCAAAUGAGUGGUAAUAACACAAACACUAAGCAAAGAGUUUUUACUGGUACUGUAACAAAAGUACACGAUAACUUCGGAUUUGUUGACGAGGAGGUUUUUUUCCAAACAAACGCUUGUUCAAAAGGUUCAAAUCCUACUGUUGGAGAUAGAGUUUUGGUUGAAGCCUCAUAUAAUCCUUCUAUGCCUUUCAAAUGGAAUGCAACCCGCAUUCAAGUCAUACCAAAUACAGGUGGAAAUAGUAAUCAGCAGCCAUCUAAUCGUCAUUCUAGCAGUAGCUCAUCAUCAAAAAACUACAAUUCCUCUGGAUAUAAUGCAGUACCUCCUCCUGAACCAAAUGGUAAUUUUGGCAGUGGUAGGAGUAACAGUGGUAGACCUAAAGCUUCAGCUGGUGGAAGGGGAAGGGAGAGAUCUAGGGAUAGGGAUCGUGAUGAUGAAGAAAUAGAAAGAAAAAGGAGGCGAGAGGAAAGACAGAGGGAGCGAGAAAAGGAAGAGAAAAAGUCACCAGUUAGGCGAAGGUCUCGUUCACCAAAAGUGAGGAGGAGACCGAGAAUUGUACCCAGAUACAUGGUGCAAAUUCCAAAAAUUGCUUUGAACUUGUUCAACGCUGAUGUCUUAGAAGUUCGAAGAAGAUAUGCGAACAUGUAUAUACCGUCCGACUUUUUCCACAGUAAUUUUGAAUGGACUAAAGCGUUUCCUUCGAACAAACCUUUCUCUCUCAGCAAACCAUGUUCUUAUCACAUUAUGAGUAAGGAGGUUGAAUCAGUAGUGGAAAAUGAUGCUAUAUUAGAACCUCCCGAUGCAGACUAUCUCUUUUCAGCCAAGGUUAUGUUGAUAAAUGUGCCUGGCUUGGAUGAACUAUAUCAUAAAUGUUGUGCAAUGGCUGAAGAUGAAGAAAAAAAGGACAGGGAUGCAGAAGAAAAAGAUUACAUACAUCCAUCACGCCUCAUUAGUUUUCUUGUGGGACUUAGAGGUAAAAAUGAAACAAUGGCGAUUGGGGGGCCUUGGAGUCCGUCUCUAGACGGACCUAAUCCUGAAAAGGAUCCUUCAGUACUAAUCCGCACAGCCAUCCGUACUUGUAAAGCUCUAACAGGGAUCGAUUUGUCAAACUGUACACAAUGGUACCGAUUCGUGGAGCUGUAUUACCAUCGCAGUGAGUCUGUGCACAAGGGGAAAACCAUACCGGCGAGGGUCGAGACCGUGGUCAUCUAUCUUCCGGAUGUUUGGAGCUGCGUACCAACUCGACUAGAGUGGGACAACCUUGUGCAGUCCUACCAAAAGCUGCUAGAACGAGAGCUGAAGGCUGACCAGGAGCUAACGGACGAGGCCCAACCCGAUGAAAAGGAAGAAGAUCAAACUUUGGAUAAGGCAGAUCCCACCCAUUACUCCCAGUUGGACUUGAAGACGAUGUCUGUCGGCGAUUUGAAAAAGGAACUCAACGCUCGUAGCGCCAGCACCAAAGGACUGAAAUCGCAACUUGUUGCCAGGCUGGGAAAAUUACUGAAAUCAGAAGCUGAAAACGACAAGGACAACGACAACGACGAAACGAAAGAAAAUGUGGUUGAUUCCGAACCGGAAACUGUCCAAGAGGAGAAAAAACCGGAGGUGGAAGAAAAGAAGUUGGACGAAAAGGAGAAAGCUCUUCUUCAGAAGCGUUACACUUUACCCGACCAGCAACAAAUCAUUGUCCAUCCCUCCAAAACUGCCAAAUCCGGAAAGUUCGAUUGUACUGUGAUGUCCUUAUCCCUCCUGUUAGAUUACAGACCGGAGGAUACCAAGGAGCACUUUUUCGAGGUGUCCAUUUUCGCUGAAUUAUUCAAUGAAAUGCUAAUGCGCGAUUUUGGUUUCAACAUUUACAAAGCACUUUCUCAACUGCCAGAAAAACCAAAAGAGAAAGAAGAACCGAAGAAACGUGAUAAGGACGAACGUAAAACAGAUGAUAAAAAAAAACAUGACGAUAAGAAGAAGGAGGAGGAAAAGAAAAAAGAUGGGGAGAAAAAAGAAGAUGACGACAAGCAGAAAGAGGAGGAAAAAGAUAAAAAGGGCGAUGACAACAAGGAUAAGGAGAAAAAGAAGUCUGAAGCUAAGAGAAGUGAAAGAAGGUCAUGUGAGAGUGAUGAAGAUGAAGAUGGUGACGACGAUGAUGAUAAAGAUAAGAAGAAAGAUAAAGAUAAGAAAAAGAGUCGUGUUAAAUUGUAUACCAAACACAAGCAUCUUUUAUUAUCUUUUGUUUACUUUGACCAAACUCAUUGUGGUUACAUAUUCGACAAAGAUAUUGAAGACCUCCUGUACAAUUUGGGGCUGAGUUUAUCCAGGGCACAAGUCAGAAAACUGGUGGGGAAAGUAAUAACUAGAGAUAGUUUACAUUAUAGAAAAUUGACUGAUAAACCAAAGGAUGAAGAGUCGCCAAUAAAAGAGGAGUUAGAAGACAACAUUGUUAAAGAACUGGCUGUUGGAAAUAAUAAACUUCUCCCAUUAUUCAUAAAUGAAAAAGAAAAUGACGGGAAAAUGGAAACAGAGUCAACAGAAGAAGCAAAAAGCACUGAGGGUAUGGUAAUGUUUCAAGGAGCCCUCGUUGAUGUUGGUAAAUUGAUGUCGCAACUGGAAAGGAGCGAUAAGGCUCGAAUUGAAGCAGAUUCUCGUGUAACGAGUCUCAAAAGUGAAAAUAACAAACUGAUUGAAAAAUACGACAAAGCGAACCAGCAAAUAAAACGCGUCAAUUCUGAACUGAAAGAGUAUAAGGAGAAAUUCAGAAACAGCGAAGAUACACUGUCCAAAACUUUGGCCUACUCCAAGUUGUUCCAAACAACAUUGACUGAAAUAAGAGACAAGAUUGACCCCGUCCUCAGAAGCACCUCAAUCAACAAGGAGGAAAACAUGAAAAAGGAGAAAGAGAGUGAAAAAGACAAGAAAGAUAAGGACGAUGGUAAAUCUCGAUGGGAAAAAGAUGUGAAGUCUGAGAUGGAAGUUGAUGAGUCUACUGAUGAAAAAAAUCAUUCUAAAUAAAUAGGUUAAAUAGUUUUAAUUGAAUUUAAUUGAGUUAUUAUUGUAAUAUAUGCUACAAUGUA